Molecule: messenger RNA, 1638 nt
Organism: Saccharomycopsis crataegensis
Lineage: Eukaryota; Fungi; Ascomycota; Saccharomycetes; Ascoideales; Saccharomycopsidaceae
Exons: 2
Coding region: 1-1638 (545 amino acids)
Biological process (GO): transmembrane transport
Molecular function (GO): transmembrane transporter activity
Source: RefSeq, a predicted model, not a curated record
AUGUCUCCACUCCAUGACAACAAAAAAUAUCGUUCAUCUAUACAUUCAAGAUCCUCGUACUUUUCUUCUUCUGAUGAUUCUGAGUCUAAUAUCAACUUCACUCCGCAAGCCCUCGGUCAAGAAGUAUCAAAACACGAAUCAAUUCAACAAAACCCUUUGACUCAUAAAAUUUCGAAUAUUUCCCUAAAAACUGCAAAUAGUAAUCUCAGAGUAGGUGGUUCCCUCUCAAUGGGCUUGAAGCACAGUUUAUCUAGAAAUUCUUCGGCUCAUCCUCCUAUUAAUCCACAUAAUAGCGAAGAAACUAUCGGUGUCUCUGGCGAAAUCUUGGAAGACUAUUUUGAAAUAGAUCAUCAAAAAACAAGACAAACCAUCAUUUCCGUACUUUCAAAAAGAGCUGAACAAGAAGUGGAAAAACUCGAGCAUAAUGAAUUGGUCUAUUCCACAUCGAAACUGACAAAUAAUAAAUACUCCGUCCAAGAUCUCGAGCUGGGUAGUCAACCAGAUGAUGAUGUUGAUGAUGAAAAAUCCAGCGGUAUCGGAAAAAUUAACAACGCUAAAAACCUGGAAAACCAACAAUUACCAAACGCCGCUGAUGGUUCUGAAUUUGCUUCCUUAGAUCCAGAAUUGGUUACUUGGAUUACCCAAUCAGAUCCUGAAUUCCCUCGUAUUUGGAGUCGAGGAAAAAAACUUGCGACAUUGGCGAUCGUAGGUCUUUAUACUUUCUCUAGUCAGUGUGUUAACAUGGCCCCAAUCAUGGGUGGGCUCAGUAGUGGUUUAAUUGUUGAAUAUAUCAGUUGGCGUUGGAUAUUUUGGGUUCUUGCCAUCGUUGACGUUGUUGCCGUCACUAUUGGAUUAUUAUUUUUCCCCGAAACAUAUUGUCCAGUCUUGUUGAAUUGGAAAUGUGAAAAACUCAGAAAGCAAACAGGAAACUCUAAAUUGAAAACUAUUUACCACAUUGCUGAUGUCAAUGAAGCUGCAACGCUGAAAAUCAUUGACAAUAUUAAACGUCCACUUAUGCUGCUCAUUCAUCAUCCAAUGAUUUAUGGUCUUGGGAUUUUCAUGGCCUUCCUUUUUGGAUACUUUUAUCUUAUUCUUAUCUCUUUUCCUAGUGCCUGGAGAGGUCAUUAUGGAUAUUCUUACCAGACUACCGCCCUUAUGUACUUGUCAGUUGGUGCCGGUUACUUAGUGUUCAAUCCAAUCUGGGUGGUUGUGAAUGACUAUGAAUACCGCAAGUUAACACUCGCAAAUAAUGGCAAGGCCAAAUCAGAAUUCCGAAUAAAAUCUUUGUACUUGUGUGGGAUUUUUUGUCCAAUUGGUUUGCUUAUUUACGGUUGGUGUGUCCAGUACCGUACCUUCUGGCUCUGUCCGUGUAUUGGAGUGUUCUUAUACACUGGUUUCUAUACUGGGAUGCUCUCAUUCUUGACAAAUUAUGUGGUCGAUAUGAGCCCAAGAUACUCUGCUUCUAGUAAUGCCGCAUUGUCAUUAUUCAGAUCAAUUUUUGGUUUCGUUUUUCCGAUUUUUGCUCCAAAGAUGUAUAAUAAUAUUGGGUACGGUUGGGGUAACACAAUAUUCUUUUUCACCGGGGUCAUUCUUGGUAUUCCGUUUCCAUUCUAUGUUUACAAUAUGGGGAGAAGUUGA